UUUAUAUGUCUAUGGUCUCAAAUUGUGGUAGUGGAUUCUUCGGCAAUACUUCUCAGUAAAAAGAAAUUUCCUUGGCAUCUGGAAUUUAGAAAAUUCAUUAUUUCUGGGCAUGCAUUUUCAAGUAAAUUCUGUGUAACUGGAUUUCAGGAUGUGUUACCAGCAGAGCUUCAAUACAUUUCAUGUCAUGCAAGUUUAUUUAAAAUUUUCAUGUUUUAUGUGGGGCCUGGAACUAGCCACAGCAAAGAUCGGAAGUUACCGGCUUGGCUUAUGAUGCUUGUCACAACAAAUUAAAUGAAUGUCUAUUAUAUAUGCUUGGGAUUUUGUACUAGCGUGAUAGGAUGUUGCUUCUUGGUCAUGUUUUAUCUAUUACAUGUUUUACAUCUGCUUCAAUUGCUCUACAUGGUGGCUCUCUGGUAUGACUAUUAUGCUUAAAGGCUUGCUUAUAAACUCACCUUUCAUCCAAUAUGUUAGCUUAGGAUUGAUAGAUAGGUGCUUGAAAAUUUGUUGCUGCAAUUGUCAGGAAGAAUUGGCAUUGAUCGAGAAAAUUAGUUUGAUUUUGAAGAGCUUCGUGUUUGAGUUCGUAUUUGAGUAUCUCACUGGUACAUGGUUUUUCCUUUCAGGUAGGCUUCCCUGCUUCUCUUAGUUGAGAUAUUUCACUGGUACAUUGCUUAUCUUUAUUUAUGAGAUAUUUUUAGAGGGUACCUAUAUAAGAAAUGUUUAUCUUAGGUUAGGGACUUAAGUUUUGUUUCUGUGUUGAUUGAAUCUUAUGUAUUUUAUUUGAAUUCUACACCAUUCUCUGUGAACUUCAGGCAAAAUCUGGUGAGUUUCAUAAUACGUUUUACAAUAUUAUGCCCAAGACGCUAAGAAGAAUAAACUCACUUAUGCAUAGUGAUUUUGGUGAUUUCUAGCUUCCAAUUGAUUUAUGUUUUUUGGUUGUUUAGGUGGAUAACAAAAAUUCGCCAGUAGCCAAGCAUGCUAGAGCCGAUGUUAACUUCCAGAUUCAUCAAGAAUGAGGAGAGAGAGUAUGGGAUGGUGCAUGUUGUGUCAUGGAUGGAAACUUUAGCCCUUCGACUACUUGCAGUUCUUGCUAACUCAACUCUGUCAAAUUCAAGGGACGUAGCUUCUGAACAAGUACCAGUUCAAUAUGGUGGACUUCAGUUCAAUAUGUUGGACUUAACAGGAAAGGUGAGCUGGAAUUCCCAACAUCCAAACAUACUGUCAAAUUCACAUUUAAGGAAGAAAACCAUCUUGCUUGGGAACUCCGGAUGGUUGGUUGGGAUGUGACUAUGUGGCUACGAAGUUGAAUUUGUGCCGAGUGCAGAUGAUGGUUACACAAUGAUUGUAUCAAAUACUAGGAAGGUCACCCUUACUGAUGAACCAGUCAUCUCUGACGGCUUCGAAACUGGUGAGCCUAGAAAGGUUGUGAUCACCAUAGAUAACCAGAUCUCCAAGUAGAAGAAGCUCCUUUACAGGUCCAAGACCAAAACUCCAUCCGAGUGAGGUUCAAUUAUCAAUGCACUCUUUGUCCUGGGUUAUCAGUUGCUUCACAACGCCAAGACCUGAAUGACUUUAUCAACAAUGUUGUUUUUUAUUCACGUUUGUAUCCCUCAAUGAUUUUUUCCCUCGAUCAUUUAUAUUUGAUCACAUGUAUAAGUGGAUGUUUACUCAUCUGGUUGUUUUGUAUCAAUAAACUCCUCUUUGUACAUAGUUUUAUUGAUCGAGGGAAAGGGCAAAUACUACUAUUAACUAAUGCAGGUAAAGAAUUAUUAUUGAUUUUCUUUUAUGCAAGGAGAUGGCAUCCUUUUCUCUUGGUA
Messenger RNA from Tripterygium wilfordii, 1814 nucleotides. RefSeq lists its product as uncharacterized. The coding region runs from base 973 to 1284 and encodes 103 amino acids. The transcript has 4 exons. Lineage: Eukaryota; Viridiplantae; Streptophyta; Magnoliopsida; Celastrales; Celastraceae. The record is from RefSeq and is a predicted model, not a curated record.